Messenger RNA from Owenia fusiformis, 3000 nucleotides. Lineage: Eukaryota; Metazoa; Annelida; Polychaeta; Sabellida; Oweniidae. The record is from the annotation of a GenBank genome assembly.
GUUGAAACGAAAUAGUUGUUUAAUUAGUGGUUUGACUCAUACAACUUCACUCUAAUCAGGAAUCAUGAGGAAUUUAGAACCUCUUGUUUUUGUGGUUCAAUGCCUCAUGAUUUUCACCAUUAUGGAUGGAUUAUGUGCUGAAGAACCAAAGGAUUUGUGUUUGGACUUAGUAUUCGCCAUUGAUAAUCCAGCAACAAUAUCUGAAGUUCAUCGAGAGGCCAUACACAAACUUAUACAGGAUAUCCUCAGCACGGUGGACAUUGGCUCCAAGAAAGCGAAGGUAGGAUUAGUAACAUUUGGCAAUAGAGCAGACCUUGAGUUUGGGAUAAAUAAAUUCAAAACAAGACACAAUUUAUCAUCGGCGAUAAUGAGUAUCAUGACGCAGAAGAUACAGCCUGGUGAGCCUAAACCAGGUCUGGCCCUUUGGGAAGUCGUACAGUUAACAAGACAAAAUUCGGAACUGCUAAGAGACAAAGUGAUUGAUGAACAUUCUGGAAAGCCACGAGGACGAGUGUUAGUUAUAAUCACAUCAUAUGCUGGUAUAUCUUCAUCUACUCACGUGAGGACGAUAAAACAGGUGUAUAAGCUUAAGAAAGAUGGAGUAAUUCCACUUUUCAUUCAACUUGACAAUAAAUCACCUGGAAUUGAUCGAUUCAAAUCAUUCGAGGCCAUAUUCGAAGGUGAUACGUUUUUCACGAGAAACGUCUCAAGUGCUGCCUUAAGCGUAAUAGACGCCAUUGGUGAUUUUAGAUGUGGAUGUCGGGGCACUUCAGAUGUUUGUUUGACUCAAGAAUGUAUACAAGCAGCUGCAUAUAUGAUGAAACAAAUGGACGAAACGGUCGACCCGUGUGAUGACUUUUAUGAAUACGCAUGUGGCAGGUUUAUGAGGGAAGUUGUCAUCCCGGAGGGGGAAUCAUGGUUCGGGCCAGUAAAAGCACUAAGGCAGGAGGUUGAAAUAAAACUACGUGCAAGCUUAAUGGAAGAUGUUGGACCGACUGAUAUUGAAUCCACAAUCAAGUCUAAGGAUUUGUACGCCUCGUGUAUGAAUGAAUCUGGGAUUGAAGAACGAGGAAUGACUCCACUACGUGACUUUAUCAAAAGUCUCGGUGGCUGGCCUAUACUUGGAAAUGUAUCGUGGUCCACCUGGAACGAAAAGGAAUUUGAUUGGCAAUCUUUGCUUGCGCAAUCGGGGAGACUCAACAUAUACUCCCUCAUAACCAGCUAUGUGGAACUCGAUGAAAAAAAUUCGUCUGUUUACAUUCUUGGAUUAAAUGAUGCCUUUCAACUGGGUAUGCCUGGCUCGGAUUCUCGAGAAUAUCUACUAGAAGGACGAAAUAGCACGUUUGUAAAAGGAUAUGAAGAAUGGAUGGUAAGUUUUGUGAUGCUCAUGAAAGAAACUGAUGACAAGACGACAGAGGCCCAAGUGCGACAGGAUGUUGGGGAUGUGAUUGAUUUUGACAUACAAAUUGCAGAGAUAACGAUAUCAAAGGAAGCACGUCGCGAUAGAGAACGAUUUUAUAAUAAAUGGACUGUUGAUUUCCUCCAAAAUAAUAUUACUGGGAUGGACUGGCUUCGAUAUCUCAACGAAUUGUUUGAGGGUGUCAGCAUUACCAUAACAAACGACUUGGAAAUCAAUGUUGCAGUGCCUCAAUAUUUCAGGAACUUAAUAGAGCUGAUAAACAACACACCUAAACAUGUUGUAGCAAAUUACCUACUAUGGAUUGCUGUUACUGAUGGGGGUGGUUUAGAUAUUGCUGUAGGAAGUGAUUUCCGAGAAAUCAGAUACAAAUAUAAUGAGGUUAUAUUUGGCAGCACACUCGAAAAGCCGAGGUGGAAGAUAUGUACUCAAUAUGUUGCAAAUUAUCUCAUGACACUACCGUCAGCCUGGUUGUACCUGAAAAAUAACUUCGACCGUGAAUCUAAGGAAGUUGCUCUGGACAUGGUUAAUCAAUUGAAAUCUUCUUUCACAAAGAUGGUAAAAGAACAGGACUGGAUGACCGAAGCUGUAAAGACGGCUGCUCUAGAAAAGUUGGAGGCCAUGCGAUUAAUAAUAGGGUUUGACGAUUUUAUAUUAGAAGCUGAUAUGAUAAAUAAAGAAUUUGAAAAGUUAAUAAUCACCAGAGAGCUGAUGUUUGAAAAUGUGGUGGCAAGCAUGCGCUUUCUGGCAAAUGAGAAUUUUCGAAAAAUCGGCAAGUUAUUCACUGACGAAAAAAGCGAAGUCAGUAAAGAAAUACCACCCCAUACUGUAAAUGCUGCAUAUUAUCCUACACUAAAUAUGAUGGUAUUUCCAGCCGGAUACUUACAACCUCCCUAUUAUCAUAAAAAUAAUCCGAAAUAUCUCAAUUUUGGUGCGAUCGGAAUGACCAUUGGACAUGAGAUGACACAUGGCUUCGAUGAUCAAGGUAGAUUGUAUGACAAAAACGGAAACUUAUUACAGUGGUGGCCAGAUAAUGUCAUUAAAGAAUUUAAGGAUCGUGCUCAGUGUUUCGUAAAUCAAUAUGGGAAUUUCACAAUACCAGAGAUAAAUAUGAAUGUAAAUGGCAUCAACACCCAAGGCGAGAAUAUUGCUGACAAUGGGGGUUUAAAACAAGCAUUAAUGGCAUAUAGGAGUUGGGCAAAAGAACAGGAUGGAAAAGAAAAGGGACUCCCUGGGUUGGAUCUGAAUAACGAACAGCUUUUCUUUCUCAGUUAUGCUCAGACGUUUUGUGAAAUGGAAAAACCAGAGUCUUUAAUAAACUUGGUUAAAACGUUACCGUACCCACCUGGAAGGCUAAGGGUAUUAGGAAGUCUACACAAUUGUCCCGAUUUUUCCGAAGUGUUCAACUGUAAUAAAGGGGACAAAAUGAAUCCUAUAAACAAAUGCAAAUUAUGGUAGAAUAUUGAACGAUGAAGUGAGUGGGUCUAGAAUGACUGGAUGCAGAUGCUUUAAAAUAUAGUAGUGGAGAUUUAUGAUUAUGAUAUCAAGCCCUUGGAAAUAUAAUUUGAAUCUUUGAAUUUUUA